AUGGAAUCCAACCCAGACUCAGCAGCUUUGGCCCAGCAAGUCCAGGCCCUUACAGCUACCAUUGAAGAACUCACCAAACAGAACCAGGAAAUGAAGUUACGGCUCCAGCAGGUUCAACAAGCUCAACAGGAGGAAAACCGAUCCAAAGAUAACUUGGAGGAAGAAGGGGAUUGCCAACGGAGAGGAACCCCCCGAAGACCAGCUACUCCGGACGAACAAAACUCAGAUCUUCUUCGAGAAAUGAGGAAAGAGAUGGACGAACUAAGGAGCGCUAUCAAGGAGAAAACGGACCGAAGCGUAGAUAAAAUGAUAAGGGCUACGGAUUCGCCAUUCACUGCUGCGGUACUCGAAUGCCCCGUGCCGUCAAAGUUUCGCUUGCCUCAAUUGGAGCCAUUCGACGGACUCAAGGACCCCCAGGAUCAUCUUAAUACCUUUAAGACGACUCUGGGUCUCCAGCAACCACCUGACGAGAUAUUGUGUCGUUCCUUCCCAACAACCCUCAAAGGAGCUGCAAGAGAAUGGUUUACUAAGUUGCCAAACUCGUCCAUAGACAAUUUCGAUCAGCUGAGUAGUGCCUUCUUGCGCCACUUCAUAGGGGGACAGCGCCCAAGGAGGCCAGUAGAUUACUUACUCACCAUAAGACAGGGAGAGAAGGAGACUCUGAGGUCGUAUGUCAAGCGAUUCACCCGGGAAACUCUGGAAGUAGACGAAGCUGACGACAAGGUACAGCUGACAACCUUCAAGGCAGGGUUGAGAUCCAGAGACCUCGUGGUCUCUCUUACAAAGAACCCCCCGAAGACGAUGGCGGAGAUGCUCCUGAAGGCACAAAAGUACAUGAACGCGGAGGAUGCCCUAGCUGCCAUAAAAGAUAACGAGAGGCCAAGAGACAAUGCCAAGAGGGAAGACAACUGUAGGGGGCAAAAGCGAGACAGACCAGACCGUCGGAACAAUGACGGGAAUAGGAGGAAGGACGAUAAAAAUCCUCGGACGGUAAAAUUUACUCCCUUGGUUAUGCUUGUUGACAAGAUUUUCACGCAAAUCAAGGACGAGCACUAUCUCAAAUGGCCCAGGCCAUUGCACUCAUCCCCCAAUGCACGUGAUAAGAGCAAGUAUUGCCGAUUCCAUAGAGACCACGGCCACAACACAGAAGAUUGCAGAGACCUGAAGGAGCAAAUAGAGGAGUUAAUACGGAAAGGGAAGUUGCAGAAGUAUGUAAAGAAAGGAGAAUAUAGCAAGUUCAGAGACGACACCAGGACCCAGCGUGAAUCCUUCACUCGCGAUGACGACCAUCCGUCCCAGCCUCCACGCAAGGUGAUUGGGGAGAUAAACACGAUCACAGGAGGACCAUUCUCAUGA
Molecule: messenger RNA, 1356 nt
Organism: Quercus robur (English oak)
Lineage: Eukaryota; Viridiplantae; Streptophyta; Magnoliopsida; Fagales; Fagaceae
Exons: 1
Coding region: 1-1356 (451 amino acids)
Source: RefSeq, a predicted model, not a curated record